This is a messenger RNA of Puccinia triticina, 1269 nucleotides long. RefSeq lists its product as uncharacterized. The transcript is spliced from 3 exons. Bases 1 to 1269 code for a protein of 422 amino acids. The record is from RefSeq and is a predicted model, not a curated record. Lineage: Eukaryota; Fungi; Basidiomycota; Pucciniomycetes; Pucciniales; Pucciniaceae.
AUGCUGAGGAUGAACCAGUGCUCUUUGGCUCCCCGACCGGGGCGGCCAUUCCCCGGAGGAUACCGGUCAAGAGCUACAUACAUAGUAUGCAAUGCCGGCUGGCUGCCGAGAAAGGACCAUCAAGCUCACCAUGCCCACCAAUGCAGCCUAAGUUGCACCAUCCGCCUCGUGCCAACGAAAACACAAGACCAAUCAGAAACGACAACAAACGAGGCGAUAACUUGCCAGGAGUAUCGCCACGAAUCCACCCUAGAUCCAAUCAACCAUGUCUUCAAAGAAGUGGUGACUAUUGAAUCGACCAACUCUGGCCAAUUCCAAAUCGACCUCGACAUCAACCCGACUGUCUGUUGUGUACUCGAAAAUACCGCGGCCAACCAGUCUGGACGGACGACAGCUCAGAAAUCUCUCAUAUCACUGGACUACGCGGUUAAGAUCAGCUUAGAUGGAAUCGAAAUAGGCACUGCAAAAAUGCCCCGAACCCAAGAUGGCCAGGCAACAUACGCACAAGUCCUUUCGACCGACCACACGGCUUUUCGCUUGUUUCAAUUCUCACCAAUCAAGCUCGUCGACCCUGAUGACGAUAGCGAAACGACUAAAGAAAUCUGUCAAGACGAACAGGUUAUCAAAUCUUUAGGUACCAUUCAACUCGAGAUCUUCAAAUGUCAACUUCGCGCCCACAAAAAUCACAUACCCUAUGGUUCCACUGAUGGCACCAAAACGACAAAUGAGAUGAGCUUCUCAGAGUCCAACAAGAAGGCUCGUCUUUCCAGUACCGCCGGCUUAGGCGAUCCUAUAAUUCGUGAAGCCAAGCCUUACACAAAGUAUACCAUCACACAGCAAGCUGCACAUCCGUUCCUUCAUUUUAUAUUCCAGUACAAACCUCAGUCGAUUUUGGUUGCCGAAGGGAUCAUUCCAAAUCCCGUCAUCCCUGCUCAACCUCCUGUGAUAGACUCCAGUGCAACAUCAACGUCUAAACCAAAAUUACCCCCGUACUCAAUCAUGAUUGAUUCGGACUCUGAACCCGAAAAUAACAACAACGACAAACAAAAGAAAGUGAAAAAAGAAAAUCGUGUCAAAAAGGAAGAUAGUAAUAACAAUGGAAGCGGAUGUCAAUGCAAUUGUAAGAAUAAACGACCAGCUGAAGAUGGCGGCCAGGUCGCCGAGAGCUCGAAUGAAAAACGAGCCCGAAUCUCUGAUGCUGAUCAGAAACCUAAUGUAAACCAACGUGUCCAGCCAUCCAAGCCAAUAUUUAUCGACUUGACUUUAUAA